UUUGACAGGACAAUUGCAUAAAGAGCAGUGAUUUACGGAAUUGUAAACAAAGUUAAAAUGAUUUUAACUGUCUAUUCUCUGUUUGUACUGACAGUAUUUCCUGGAUUUUUUAUUUGUUUGCCGAACAAUAUUUAUUUUAAAGACGCUCCAUACUUCUUCGGUUACAAUGUAAAUGAUGUGUUAAACAUCGACAUACUAAUGAUUAACAAACCAAAUGACAUGACGUUUUAUAUUUAUAUUUCCCCCGGCAUUCCCGGCAAGAAAUUCACACUCCCAGAUAUCGAAGGUCACAUUCAGUUGGGCACAGUAACACUUAAGUCUGUCAGUUAUACAAUCGAUCUGGAAUUGCGUGAUGGGACCUCAACUAUCUGUACAGUGAUAAUAGCCGAAGGAAAAUUGAUAGAUUAUCAAAACUCUACUACGAUUGUGUACAAUAAAGAUUGUUUAAACGAUGGAUAUUGUACCAUUCUUGUGGAUUUUAAUAAGUGUCCUUAUCGAAAAAAUACAACAAACUUUCAUUGUUCCAAGAUCGAUUUUCGACUGAGCAUGUGCGCUUUUGAAAGUGAGUACGAAACCAAUCUCAAAUGGGGACAAUUCUAUGAUAAUGAUAAUCAUAUUGGAUAUAUGCCGAAUAUAACAUCGAAGAUAUCAAAAUACCUAUUCUUCUUAGAAGACUUUGACAACAAUACUUUUGUGGGAAUAGAGCCAAAUAAGCAUAAAAUAGUCAUGCAAUCAAAGAUUCGCGAAGACAAAAAUGUGAGCAUACUCCUGUUCAAUGACACGACACAGAUUACAUUUGAUUGUGAAGAAUAUAAACGGUAUACAAAACACUUAUAUGUAGGCCUUAUUAAUACAACAGAAAACAAAAUAACGACAAUGAGUGACAAUAAAAUUACGAUUAAAUACAAUAAAGUAUACAACGCUAGUAUAUUGUGCUGCAUAUACUAUACGAAGUCUGAAAACACGCCUGAAACAUAUAUAACACGAUAUGUUGAAAACAAGACAAUGUUGUUAUUUUAUUAUAAUUUGCCUGAAAAUAAUUCAAUUUCAGUAAAUACUGCCGAGGAUUAUACAGCGAAAACAUCAUUUCCUCAAAACCACGAUAUAGUUUACAUAGCAAUAAUAAUAGUUCUAACAGUAUUAUUAUUAUUUCUGACUUUAUCAAUGAUCAAGAAAAUAUUUUGUAAGAAGACCUCUGAAAAUUUAGCUAAACCUGAAUCAGUAGAGUUGAAUACGAUAGCCACAUCAGAUGGAGUUUUGUACACUGCCUUCGAAAAUAAAGAAAAGGACUUUCGUAAACAGGAAGAGCCCAAUUACGCCGAAAUAGUAGGAGUAUUGAAUCCAUUUAAAAAUGGAAAUUUGCAUGUACAAUUUCAGUAGCAAACUCUUGCUAACUGACCGGAUCUACUUCUGCGAUAGUUUCUUUCUACUGUCGAAUUAUAUAUACAAACUUAAA
Messenger RNA from Helicoverpa zea (corn earworm), 1456 nucleotides. RefSeq lists its product as uncharacterized. The record is from RefSeq and is a predicted model, not a curated record. The transcript is spliced from 10 exons. NCBI's taxonomy places the organism in Eukaryota, Metazoa, Arthropoda, Insecta, Lepidoptera, Noctuidae. Bases 58 to 1380 code for a protein of 440 amino acids.